AUGCGUGUUUCCACGAUAGUUGAGGGCAAAUUGCAUCAGCUCAAGGAUAAAUGCAUUCGUGGACGCGGUAGACAUCAAGUGACUUGGCAACGCGGUCUCAUAUUCCACGCCUCUACAUUCUUCAUGUCCGUUGAUAUGCACAACAAAAUUUACAAGUAUAAGUCAUUCUCAUACUCUCAUUCCUUCUUUCUUAACGGCAUUAUUUCCAAUAUGAGGACUUCAAGCUUGUUAGUCUUUCUGGUCUUUACCAGAGGUAUUUUAGGUGGUAUCUGCACUCAAAAUCAAUGUGCAGAUGCUAUUACAUCCAUUGGUGAAAUUAACGUUGGUCUCCAAAGUCGUUCAUUAGAUUGCGCCAAAUUCAUAGCGACUACUGUCACUCCCAAUGCUUCCAUUGCUUUGAUCACUACGAGUGCCAAUAUGGAAGAUUAUCCCUACGUUCCUUCUCAAACAACAGCCAAUCAUGGUACAAUUCCUACUUAUGCAUCAUAUUGCACCGACGCAGCUGCGUAUUCCUCUGCCUGUGAUUGUGCGGGAGUUACACCAUCAGCAGUCGUCGCUCCCACUCCAACUACCUACCUUUACGAUAAACUGCCCCUUUGCGCGAAUCCGGCUACAUGUGCACAAGGAUAUAAUGAGGCUUCUUGUGGAAAUGGGGCUGGAAUCUGUAUUCCUGGUGGCGGGAAUGAUGAUUCUGGUUUCUGUGUCGCGGCAGGAACUUGCGGAAUUACCUGUGAAAACAAUUCGGAUUGUACAACUGGCAUCUGUCUCAGGGAUGUUUGUUGUGGUUCUACCUGUUAUAAUCCUUCGGUUCAAUUCGUUACGACAUGGCCUCCUACUCCCAAUAAGCUUGCCAAGAAAGACUUUAGAAAUUUUAAGGAUCUUUUCAGCAAGUUCAAUGGGGCAAAAUCGAAAUUAUUAGGCUCUUCGAAGAACAAGAUCUUGGGUACUCACCUACCUGAAAACCCUCAGCCUACGAACUUCUUUAAGGGAGGAUUUUGA
Molecule: messenger RNA, 999 nt
Organism: Botrytis fragariae
Lineage: Eukaryota; Fungi; Ascomycota; Leotiomycetes; Helotiales; Sclerotiniaceae
Product: putative phospholipase a2 protein
Exons: 4
Coding region: 1-999 (332 amino acids)
Source: RefSeq, a predicted model, not a curated record